Messenger RNA from Camelina sativa (false flax), 1014 nucleotides. The record is from RefSeq and is a predicted model, not a curated record. NCBI's taxonomy places the organism in Eukaryota, Viridiplantae, Streptophyta, Magnoliopsida, Brassicales, Brassicaceae.
AUGCGGAAAGUGAUAGUAGUUGAUGGUACAUUUUUGAAGAAUAAAUACAAAGGGGUUCUCCUAGUUGCUACAGUUGUAGAUGGUAACUCCAAUUUGUAUCCAAUCGCAUUUGGAAUUGCUGAUUCUGAGAAUGAUUGUUCCUGGGAGUGGUUUUUUUUGCAACUUAAGAUGGUUAUAGCUGAUGAAGAAGGUUUAUCAUUUGUGUCAGAUAGACAUACAUCGAUUGCUAAAUCAAUUGGAAACAUCUAUCCAUUGGCUAAACAUGGUAUUUGCAUCCACCACUUGAUUAGUAAUGUGAUAACAUAUCAUAAGGGCAGAGGUGUCGCUGGUAAGGUUGCAAAAGCAUCAAAAGCUUAUAGAGUUGCUGAGUUUGAGAAAGAAUUUGGGCGAAUUAACAAUAUUAGUCAUGCUAUUGGAAGUUAUCUAGAUGAAGCCGAUGUGACAAAAUGGGCUCGCCGUCAUUUUCCGGGUUAUAGGUAUGACAUUAACACCAACAAUGCAGCUGAAUCAAUCAAUGCUGCUUUGAGGACACCCAGAGAGUAUCCAAUAAUUCCUUUGUUAGACAGCAUCAGAGAAAUGAUGACACGCUGGUUUUAUGAGAGUAGAGAGUUAAGUGCAAAGCAUAAAGAUCCUUUAACUGUUGAGGUGGAGAAAAAGAUUUCAAGAAGAAUAGAGAAAGGUAAAUUCAUGAACGGUUAUUUGAUGAGCAGAUCGCAGAUCCAGGUUAAAGGUAAUGGAGUAGACUACAUUGUUGACUUAGAAAGAAGGACUUGUUCAUGUGGAAAGUUCAGCAUCCAAAAACUCCCUUGUAGACAUGCUAUAAAAGGAGCUUUUGAUAUAGGCAAGGAUCUAUAUCCUUAUGCUGAUGAUGUGUAUACCACUACUGCAUGGAGAUCGCAAUAUGAGGAAACUGUUAAUCCAAUAGGUGUUCCUGAAGAAGAAUGGCGAGUCCCACAGCAUGUUGAAGAUGCAAAAGUAGCCUCUGGGUUGUGUUUCACGGCAGCUGCUUUGUGA